AUGAAAGAAGAUUUAAAUAAUAAUAAUAACAAUAUUAAUAAUAAUAAUAAUAUUAUUAAUAAUAAUAAUAAUAAUAAUAAUAAUAGUAAUGAUAAUAAUAAUGAUAAUAAUAAUAAUGAAAUACUAUUUUGGAAAGUUUUUCGAAAUAUUUUUUUGAAAUCUAAAAUUUUUAAAAUAAUUAUUAAUAAUUCAAAAUUUAAAAUUGGUAUUUAUCAUUAUGAUGAAAUCAAUAAAACAGAGUGGAUGAUUCAAAAUGGUCAUUUAAAUUUAUUAUGGGAUAAAGUUGUAAUUAAAAAAGAAAAAAGUUUAGUAUUUGAUUGUACUUUUAAAAAAUUAAUUGAUAAAGUAAAUAGAAAAUAUAAAUUAAAAAAUGAAGAAAUGAAUAUAUAUUAUCAAUAUUCAAUUUUCAGUGUAUUUAAAGAUAAUUUAGAAUUCUUUAGAAACUUAUUUACAAACUAUCCACAAUACUAUCAAAUACCAUACACAACCCAUGAAGAUUUAGUAAGAUUCUCUUUAGAAUAUGAUAAUAUAGCGUUAAUAACAAUUUUAAUUCAAGAUUAUAAUUAUAAACCAUCAUAUGAAGUUCUACAACAAUCAAUUGAAAUUGGGUCAAUAAAAGUUGCCAAUUAUUUAUUUAAUUAUUUUAAUAGUAGUAAUAAUAGUAGUAGUGAUAUUAUGAAUGAUGAAAAACUUUGGAGGAUUGUGUUAGACUAUAAUUCAAUUGAUGAUAUUAGAAUUUUAAAUAAAAGAGUGGAUUUUUUUAUAAAUAAAUUGGGAUUAAAAGUACCACAAACAUUAAAGAUGUCUACAUCAUCAUCAUCAUCAAAAUCAAUGAUUAGAUUAUUCAAAAUAGAUAUUUAUAGAGAACCAAUUGAAACGAUAAUAGAUUGUUGUAAAACUGUGAUUUAUUUAAGAGAAUUAUUGGAACCAUUAAUUUCAAAUUAUGAACCACGUGGGCGAUUUAGAAUGGUUGAUAGUGAAUUAUUGAAAUCUUUUAAAUGGUUAUCAAUUGAAGAAAUAAAUGAAAUUAAUGCAACGUUUUCAAGUAAAGAUAAAGAAAAAAUAAGUGGUAAAGUUAAUAUUGGCGAUGACAGAAUUAAAAGGUUAUAUAAUUUAUUAAUAUUAUUUUCAUCACCUUGUAAAAUCCAAGGAAAUUAUUCAUUUUAUCGUGCUAAAUAUUUCAAACAAUUUAAAUUACCCGAUUUUCCAUGUCAUUAUUUUGGAAAUUUCUCAAACCCAAUUGGAAAUAACAUUUUAAUUAAUUCAAGCUUUUUUUAUUGUGAAAAUGAUAAGGAGUCAAUAUCAGAUUAUUGUGAUAAAGCAAUUGAAUAUAUUAGACCAUCUGUUAAUAUUUAUUAUUCUAGAAGUUUCUCAAGUGAUCAUUUAAAAGAUAUUUUUAAAAGAGAAAAUCUAUUUUGUAAUUGUUUAAUUCAAGACCUUCUUAAAGUUAAACAGGUUGAAAUUGCUGAAAAUUUUAUAAGCAAUAUUAACAAAAUUUUUCAAUUUGAGUUAUCUUUCUCGAUAAAUGUGCAAACUAAAACAAAUGUUUCAAAAGAGGUAUUUGAUUUUAUUAUUAAACAUUAUUUUAAAGAUAAAGAUUGUGAUUUCAUUUUCGAUAGUUUAAUUGGCACUAAAAGUUUAGCAAAAAGUAAUUUCUAUUUACUAUUUUAUUUAAAUGAAAACUAUUCAAAUGAGUUUGGAAAUUAUUUAAAACAAAAUUCACAUCUACUUUUAGAUAUAUGGUUAAAAAUCCCAUCAAAUGUAAAUAUUACAGAUAUUAAAUGGUUGAUUGAUAUCACUAAAAAUUCAAAAAUCUCAAAUUUAAAUAUUAGAACACCAAGUAUUCUUUCAAAUUCUUAUUUAGAACUAAUCGAUUAUUUAAAUAAUGAAAUGAAUAAGCCACCAAGUAUUCUUUCAAAUAGUUCAUUACCUUGCUUAUUAUCAGCUAUUCAAUAUUUGAAAGCAAAUGGUAAAUUUGAAUUUUCAAAAGAGAUUUUAAAUUCAUUAAUUAUUGAAACUGGUAAUUUUAAUAAUAUUUUCAAAUCAUUAUAUAAAGAAAUGGUAAUUAGAAAUGAUUUCAAUUCCAUAUCAUUACUUAUUGAAAAUCAAGAAUUUAGUAAAAACAACAUUUUCAAAAAGAAAUUAUUAUUGAAAAUGGUUGAAUAUGGUAAAAAUGAACUUUUGGAAAAGACAAUUAAUAUUUUUGAAAAAUCAAUUAAUCAAACUUCUAUAAUUGUUCUUUUAAUGAAUGCAUUUAGAAUUGGUAAUAUUGACCAACUAUUAUUUUUAUCAAAAACAUUUAAUUAUAAAAUUUCAAAAAAUUUAUUUGGUAUGAUUAAACUUGGUGAUUAUCUACCAUUAACAAAUAAUAAUCAUUAUUUAUAUCAAUAUAUUAAUGAUAAAUAA
Dictyostelium discoideum AX4 is the source of this 2406-nucleotide messenger RNA. RefSeq lists its product as hypothetical. NCBI's taxonomy places the organism in Eukaryota, Evosea, Eumycetozoa, Dictyosteliales, Dictyosteliaceae. Bases 1 to 2406 code for a protein of 801 amino acids. The transcript has a single exon. The record is from RefSeq and is a predicted model, not a curated record.